AUGGUGCCGUCCUCCGGUGGUCAUCGGCAGACCAUCACCAUACCGCUCACUUUCAGCUCGCGGCCAUCAAGACCCGUGCUGCCCGCGUCCGGCCAGCUCACCAUCACUCCCGUGUACGCGACUAGCGGCUCCGGGAGCCAUGCCAACGCUCAGGACUCCGGCAACCCUAACAAGAUCGUAGUCGUUAUCAAGGGGGUAGGUCAGUCGGGAGGAGGGUAUGGCCAACAUCAGCCAGCCCAGACGAUCGUGAUUCGGCCGCAAGGAACUUCCUCAUCGGCAGGCUCCCACAGUCAGAGCACUGCAGGAAGUUACGGCGGGUCCGGGGCGCGACCGGGUUCGUGCUCAGUGUGCGGCCCGCCACCACCCCCGCCAGCGUACGGACCGCCAAGUCCCCCGCCGUCGUACGGACGACCAAAUCCGCCGCCACCCCCACUGCCGUAUAGUCCACCUAGUCCACCGCCGCCGUCGUACGGUCCACCCAAUCCACCGCCACCUCCACCGUCUUACGGUCCGCCCGCACAACCCGCACCGUCGUACAGUGGUUCAUCGUCCGGAGCCUCGUCACAGUCCCAGAGCUCGUCAAGCGGCUACGGAGGGUCGUCGCACACCUACCCUGCGCCGACGUACGCCCCUUCUCCACCCCCAGCCCCCACUUACGCCCCCUCGCCAGCGCCGCCCCCUGCGCCCGCCCCCUCGUACGGCUCUACGGGCAGUAGCAGCGGCUCUCAGUCGUCCAGCGCCGCAAAUGCCGGCAGCGUCUCCUCGGGGGGUAGCUACGGCGGAGACUUGUACUCCCCCACCAACCCAGCGACCUGUUCAGCGUGCGGGCGCCCCAGUGCUGGCGCGCAGCCCGCUCCCGCCCCCGCUUACAGCAGUGGGGCGCCGUCCGCGUCCUCCUCGUCGCAGAGCCAGGCGUCCUCCGCGUCCCAGAGCGGUGGCGGUACGUACGCCGCGUAUCCUGCGUCGCAACCUGCCCCUCAGCCCGCCGGAUCGGCAUACGGCGGCAGUGGCAGCUCAGCGCAGUCGUCAAGCCAGUCUCAGGCGGGAAGCGCGGCCGGGGGCUACGGAGGUGGUGCGACCUAUGCGCCCCCAGCUCCCCUCCCGAGCAGCCACCCUCCUGCCGGGGGAGCGUACGGUGCGGGCGUGUCGAACUCGGGGUCCUCCUCGCAGAGCGGCAGCUCAUCCGGCUCGUACGGUGGAUCCAGUGGGGGUUCGUACGCCCCCGCCCCUGCACCUGCUCCUUGCUCAGUUUGUCAGGGCGGCACGCGCCCGCCCACUGACGGGACCCCCGCCUACGCUCCUCCGCCAGCGCCAAUACCACCCCAACCGUCAGUUCCCGCCGUACAGCCGUCAUAUGGCACCCCGAGCACGGCGCAGUCGUCCAGCGCCUCCCAGGCAGCCUCCCAAGCAGCCUCCCAGGCAGCGGGCGCCUACCAGGGCACCGCAGCACCUGCCGCGGACCCAGCUGCAGGAUACGGCGUCGCCGGCUCCGGCUCCAGCUCCAACUCGCAAGCUUCUUCUGGCUCGUACAGCGCCGGUGGAGGUGCUGGGAGACCUGCCACACCGCCCUACGCACCGCCCGCGAGAGUCCCUGGCUCAUACGGCGGUUCGGGUUCGGGUAGCCAGGCAGGCAGUCAAGCCUCGUCGGGUAGCGGGGCCGGUUCCGGGGGCAUGUCCGCGCCGUACGCCAACGCCCCCGGUGGCGGCGGCGGUGGGUCGGGGGCGUCCAGCCAGGCGAGUAGCAGCAGCUCCGCGUCCAGCUACAGCGGGGGGAUGGACUUCGUCUUCCCCGACAUGGACCCCCCGGUGAGGCCGGCGCCCAGGCCUCCCCAGCCGGUAGGAGGGGCGGGUAGCGGAGCGUACAGUGGCGCCUCGAGCUCCUCUCACUCCGAGGCGGGGGCGGGCGGAGCAGGCUUCGCGCCCUCCGCUAACGAGGUGAUACCGGGGGCGGGCCACACGGGUGGCAGCCUAGCUAACAGCGCUUCCAACAGCCAGGCUUCGUCCGCUGCCCAGUCCCGUGGUUUUGGAGCUGGUUACGGGAACGAACUCGGUGGCGGCGGCCAUGGUGGGGGUGCGGCCUCGUCCUCCUCGAGUUCGUCCAGCUCCAGCUCUGGCUCUGGCUCUGGCCUCGGAGGUUCGAAAGCUUCUAGCGCCUCUAAGAGCGAGUCUAGCUCAUCCGGCGGUAGCGGGGCGUCGUCCUCGUCGUCAUCUAGUUCUUCAAGCUCAAGUGGCUCCUAUGGAAAAUAAGGGGCCACAGACACAGCUCCGAAGGGAAUCUGCAUCAAAGUCCAUGUCUUGUUUAAGAAAUUAAUGUAAAGCUGUGUAGACCUGCUAGAAGUUUGUGAAGCAGUCCUUAAUGGUUGCCAUACUAGUCCUUUACGACAGUUUUUGGACUUUCUCAGAAAACCAAUUAAGUCGGCAUUCAAACCUUCGCCUUCAUCCUAGGCAAUACUGUAGACCACACCUAAACAUUAAUAGAUUAACAGAUCAAUUUUACAUAUCUUGCCUUACAAAGUUUAUUACAAUUGAAAUAUCUUAUUAUCAAAGGGAAAAAUAAAGGUCUUACUGUCAAAAUACAAAAUGCAACUGUUAUAUCGGUAUGUUAAUCUGUUGAUCUCUUUAGGGAAGACUACUAUAAAUGUGGUGUAUUUGUACAGAAAGUACCUUUUCUGGAACCUUUUGUGGGAUGUGUUCUACAAUAUAUAAGCUGUUUGGAAUUUUAUCCUGUUACUUCUAGCUUGGCCCUGUGAACAAUUUGAGGCCCUCAAUAAGACCAACUCAUAACUUUUUAACUACACUUUUAUGAGCUUUGAAUACUAAUGUAUGUUUUAUUUUUUUUCGAAGCUCCGAAAUUUUAUUGCGUUCAAAUUUAAAGUUACCGAGUUGGUCGUCUCAGGAUUUAUGUUUUGAAAAGUGCUUCUGAAGGUGUCGCAGCCAGAAUUGCUGAUUUCUUUUAUGUUCUUAUAUAAGCUUUUGUGUUGGUUAAAUUUCAACUUUUAAAAUUCUUAACAUGUUCACAUGUUGUAAAUAGUAAAAUCGACAUAACAUUACAACUCUGGCUUAGAGAAGUAGUUCCUUUGUCUUUUCUGAUUUUAAAAAUAAUCACCUCAGCUCUCUGCUUAUAAUUUUGAGGCGCAAGGAACGGUUUCAGUAGGAAUGAAUGAAUGAAUGAAUGAAUGGACAAUAACGGUUGGUCUUACAGACCCCAUACAAUAAUUUUCUUUGUUUUUUCAUCAAAGUGAACAUAAACAUCAUACUCCCAUACCUGCCUGAUAAUAUUUAAUCAUUGAGCUGUCAAAUUCAGUAGUCUCCCCUUAAAGUGAUUUCUCUAGCAAACAAAUGCGUGUAAAAUGAUAUAGGAAGUCUAGGACGUCUGUCACGUCAAAAAAUAUUAAUAACUAUGUGGGUCGCCUCAACUGUGAUACAAUAAUAUUUUAUUUAUUAACAACACGAA
Frankliniella occidentalis (western flower thrips) is the source of this 3454-nucleotide messenger RNA. Its product is annotated as fibroin heavy chain-like. The coding region runs from base 1 to 2247 and encodes 748 amino acids. The transcript has a single exon. The record is from RefSeq and is a predicted model, not a curated record. Lineage: Eukaryota; Metazoa; Arthropoda; Insecta; Thysanoptera; Thripidae.